UAUAUCGGAAUCGGAUGGUUUGCCGUUAAAAAAUGGACGGAGUUGAAUCAGCAGAAACCUCGUCAACUUCUGGUAACCCUGUCCCUUCCAAACGACCAACGAUCAUUAGAGCUUUUCCGAGAUCUGGAACCACUAAUAACGAUGAGGACAAUAACCAGAGUUCUAACUCCUCUACUGUGGACUCAGUCCAACAGCCUGCUGACAACAGUGAUACUGUGAUAAAAAAGACACCCCCAGCAAGACCAUCAACAGGCCCAUCUAGAGAAGCCUCUUUCGAGGCCCCAGCUAGGCCAGCCAGUGUACACCUUCGCAGUUCAGAGCUGAAAUCUGCCCCACGGCCAGCUAGUGUACAUCUUCGCAAUUCGGAGCUGAAAUCUGCCCCUCGGCCAGCUAGUGUACACCUCCCACUCUCACAGGCACCUACUGUCAAGGACAAACCUGCUGCUGGAAAACCACAGAGAAAACGACCAGAAAUUACCAUAGUGUCCGCCAGACCACUCAGUGAGGUUGCAGGAUUCUCCAAAGACACCUUUUCACCAUCAGGAAAGCCAACCCCAACUGCUGCAGCAAAACCUACUGUAGGAACACCAGCAGAUAAAGCAACAACUGCAGCAACAGAGGCCCCCUCAAACGUACCAAGUAGCCACCCUGUUGCUGCACCCCGACGCGGUCUAGACAAGGAUAUAUCCAAAACUACAGCUCCAGUUGAUGACAGAAAAAUACAGCCUCCUGGUGUUACCGGUGGAACUGACAUGUCUGGUGCACCCCCACCUCUCCCUACCAACCGGCCGAAAGGCCCGUAUAUCCCCCCUCCCCUACCCAGCACAAGGCCCAAGGGGUCUUAUGUUCAUCCUGGGUCGGGGCCCUCUAGUUCUGUUACAGAAGAAAAGGCCAGCUCUGAAGCCACACCUGUUCCCAAGCCUCAGCCACGAUCAGUUUUAGCAGACACUGAGGAAACACCCAAGGGUCACGCAGCUCCGAGCAGACCUCCACAGCCGGUGACUCACAAUCACGUGUCAGACGAGUCAUCCAAGCUACCCACUCCCAGGAAUAGGGGUCUGGUUGACAGUGAGAAGCCUGUGUUUGUGCUACCCCCAGCGCCAUCAUCUGAGCUUGAAGGGGCUAGUAAACCACAUAUUACUUUAAAGCCACCAGUGUCUGUGGAACAGCCAAGUCAGGCACCUGUAGUUCACUCAAAAACACAAGAGACUCCACAGUUGCCUCCAAAGCCGGCUGACAAACCAGCAUUGACCGAUCCUGUUACCGCCCCAAAGCCAGCAGAAAAACCACCACUGCCUCAUCCUGUUGCUCCCCCUAAACCAACACAACAAACUGGUAACACUUCAGCAAUAGCUGCCUCAGCGUCUUCAGAUUCACACAAACCUUCUCAGGGCCCAGUGCCCUCAAAACCCACUAUGCCUCUUAUGCCUCACGCAUCUGGACAAAAAUACUCUAGGACUGACAUCCUGUCUUUGUUUGACAGUACCUACCAAAAGAACUCCAAACCUGAGAGCAGCUCAGAUGCCCAGAAGAAGGUUGCAGGUGCAGUAGCACGUAAUGUAAGCACAGAGGAUGCUCUGAAAUUUGGCAGUACAGCAGCUACAGUAGCAGCAUCUGACAAAACAAGAUCAGGCAAUGAAGUCAGUGCUUUGCACUUUGCCAGUGCAGCAGCUCAGAACACAACAAAGCAGGAUGUGAAUAAUAUCAGUGGAGGGGUGAACGUGUUAAGACAAUCAGAGGAUGGCCAAAAGGCAGCUAGCUCAUUCGGCCGCAUUGCAAAAAGCACAGCAUCUGAUGUUAGAUCAGCAGAUUCCUCAUCAGGUGACCUGAAGUGGCAAGUGGCCAGCUCAGCUGCCAAAAAUGUGACUGCUGAUGAUGCAAAGAACAUUGGCAAGGCUGGUGUUACCUUAGCAAAAUCCGAACAAGGUCGUAAGGCAGCCUCCUCAAUCUUUAAUAUUACUAGAGCAAGCAUGAACCAAGUGAACCAGACCCAAUCACAAAAUCCACCUGCUCCGAGCCCCACAGCUAGGGCAAGACCGAAAAACACUGGACAGCAAAGUGGGUCCAGUUUUGGUAGCCUGAUGGGAUUGAUGCCUCCACCUAAGCCCCAAGCUGUAGCAAAGCCAUCUACUACAAGUGUAAAUAAACCAGCUCCAGUACCAAAGUUUAAGAUUUCUGCAGAGCCAACAGCUGCAGGUGCACAACGCUUCAAACCCACAAUCAUCAGACCUGGAGCCGAGAAGCCAGGAUCCAAACCGAACAGCCGGAACAAUUCACCUGAGCCAAAACGAAAGGUGCCUCCACCUCGGCCUGCCAGUGGACCUCAGGGAAAGUCCAAAGGUAGCGCACCACAACGUCCCAAUGCCCCAAGUGGUCAGCCUAAAUCAUCCACAUCAUCAGCCAACUUGAAACCCAAGCGACGGGCUCCACUCAAGCCAGGUGGUGCACCUCCUAGGAAGUCCUCUCAGUCGGAGUCCCUGCCACCCAGGCCUGGGCCUGGUCAUCUGCUCUACAAUAAAUACAUGGUCUCGGAACCCCAUGGGAUUGCACUUUAUGACUACAAGCCAAUCCAACCUGAUGAACUUGGAUUUAAGGCUAAUGACGUCAUUGUGCUUCUGAAGCGUAUUGAUGCUGAUUGGCUGAGAGGUCGUUGUGGUGAUGCCGAGGGUCUCCUCCCUGCAGCCUUUCUAAAGAUCGUCAAAGACAUUCCACAGACGGGCAACAAGCCAAGUACCAGUGAGCCGUGUGCAGUAGCUGUGUACAGCUUUGAGGGCGCUGCAUUGGAUGAGCUUCGCUUCAAGGAGGGGGAUAACAUUGUACUACUGGACAGGGUUGGGGACCAGUGGUACCGGGGACAGUGCAAGGGACGCACUGGCAUCUUUCCAGCCAAUCACGUCAAAGUUAUUGAGGAUCUUCCAGUAAAAUCACUUACCGUAGGAAGCAGUAACAUAAGUGGGCCAAGAUGCACAGCCAAAUUUGACUAUGACAGCACCAAUCCUGAAGAUCUGACAUUCAAAGCGGGGGAUGUGAUCAAGCUUGUGGAGGAUAUGGGGUCGCAGUGGCUGAAGGGUCGACUUGGCAGCAAGACGGGAAUCUUCCCAGAAUCGUUUGUGGAUAUCACUGAGGCUCUACCCGCAAAGACAUCAUCGACUGUGAUGAAUGGAAACUCAGGUAAUGUGGUUAAAGCCAUGUUUGACUUCAGCGCUGCUGAGAGUAAUGAAAUCAGUUUUAAGGCAGGUGACAAGAUCACAAUCUUGAGCCAGGUCAGCUCAGAUUGGCUUCAUGGUGAGCUUGGCAGCGGUCUCAGGGGUAACUUACCCUCAACAUUUGUGGAUCAUAUCCCAGCUAAUUUACCAUCUUUUACAGCUGAUAGUCCAUCUGAGAUUGGAGAGUGCAUUGCCAAGUUUGACUUUGAGCCUGCGGGUGAGGGGGAACUAGCCCUGAAGAUGGGUGACCGAGUCACUCUACUAGAAUAUGUAGGAGAGGACUGGCUAAGAGGACGCAUUGGCUCAAAAGAAGGCAUCUUCCCCAAGACAUUUGCUGAUAUUGUCGGUAAAGGUGGGCCAUCCAGUGGAGGGCCCAGCCUGGGAACCUGCAAAGCUGUUUACGACUUCCAUGCAGAGGAAGCAGAUGAGCUCAAUAUCACUAGUGGUGAUGUCAUUGAGAUUCUGGAAUACGUCAGUGCUGAUUGGAUUAACGGUCGACUGAAAGGCAAGACUGGCAAGUUUCCAAAAGCUUUUGUCGAUAUAAGGUGAUGUGGCUAGAGUAUAUGAAGCUAGUGUAAAUGGUGUACAUGUAUCAUAUAUACAAGCCAACAGUAUUUUUUAUUUAUCAUAUAUUUUUAUCCCAUAAAUAUGUCUAUACGCAUCCUUAAUGUAGAUUACAAAUAUAUUAUGCAUGUCUACAAUACCAACUACAUAAACAAACACAAAUGUGUUAAUUGUCAUCUACACAGUUUCAUAGUUUUUGCUGUACUUAAAUUAUGUAAGAUGAAUCAAUGAAUUGAUGUUUGCCCUCGCUUGUUAUUGGCCCCUGCAUAUGAUAGAAAUUAGAAAGUGGCUUUAAAUUUAGACCGUUAGCUAUUAGUGCCGUUGUAUGUGAAGCAUGACAUAUGUAAGUCAGAGUGCUCCUUAAUACUUAAAUGGACAAAACUUACCAAAUGAUUUUUAAAAAUUUGCUAGAGCUACUAUUCAUUUCCCGGUCCUUAUACUAACAGAACAGAAAUCAGUACCAACUGCCACACUACCUUCAUAUUUGUCAGUGUUCAGAAUUCUGGUGCAACUGAGUUGUACAUCCAGAAAUUAGCUUUCACUUACAACUGCAAAUGAAAACGUGGACAAGUGAAAAAGUGUUCAACAGGACCACAUCAUCUAGCAAAUGUUAUUCACCCCACCCAUAACCUCCACAGCGUGAUUUUAUGAAACAUGUGCAUGUUCAUAGCCUUGGAGGGAUAACCAAUAAGCUGUAUGAUGUACAGCCUGAGAGCAAUCUGUAAUCAGAAUGCAGAAUCACACAGUAGGGUGCUCAAGCACCAACAGAUAUAAUUGUUUUUCAGAUGACUUGUUCACUGAUGGAUAGGCUUUGUGCUGUGUGCUAAGUAAAAUGGCCUUGUAUGCUGCUCUGUACAUCUACAUAUAUGAAAUCCAUUAUCCUUACUCGAAACAUUGACACUUGAAAAACGGCAUUUCUUCCUAGCUAAUUCACAUUAAGUGUAUUCCUACAAGUAAUGAAAGGGGCGAUUUUAAUACAAUGGCUGAAGUGAGUUUGUCCAGAUACAAAUAAUUCUAGAUUUAGUUAAUCCUUUUUUUUUUUUUUGGCUUCAAAUUUGUUGCAUUUAUUGAUUGCAAUUAAUUCUUUAUACGGGGUCAAUAAACAUUUGUAUACAAUGUACAAUUUUGCCAGAAAUAAAGCCAUACUGAGAAAUGCUAUUAAGAGAGUGAAAUAAGAAGUGGGUUCUUUUUUUCUUGGGGGGGGGAUGUUAAUAAUUUAAUCAGUUUAGAGAUGUGUGACUUGCACACACAAAAUUAUCAGCAUCUGCUUUGCUGAAGGUAUUUUAUAAGCUGUUUACAUUUCAGUAGUUGGAACUAAACAGCAGAAGAAAAAUCUUUAGGUAAAACAAUUAUGCGAUUUUUUUCUGGAAUAAGUAGUUAAAAAUUAUGUUUUUACAAAAAAGUGGUCAGAUUUUGUCAAAGAAAUCCACACUCUCCCAACACAUUAUAGAUUCAUAAAUCUUUAAACCAUUAGAAAGGCUGGAGACAAGCAUGUUUAUAGUUGCAGUACGAAAGGCAUUAGUAAUUUGUUUGACAUUUCCAUGUGACUUUGUUUAAAUUGCAAAGCGUGUGACCCAUCCUGUGCACAAAAGAAAAUUGUGUGUUUGACAAAUUGCCAAACAAAUUGCCGAUUGCUUUGGCGUAUAGAUGAGAUUGCCAAAUUAAAGGCAGUGUUAAUUUAAAAAAGGCAUGUUCCUCAAUUAUUUUCCCCGCAGUGAAAGUUUCUCUUCUAACAUCCAUCAUAGUGGGGGGAAAGGUAUUGAAACAAUCUAAGUUUACAUAGACACACAAUUACAUAUGUAUUUGGUAUAUUUGAUGGUCAACCUAAGGUCUGAAUAGAACAUGUGGGAGGCUGAAGAAAGGAGUGAUUAUACGUGUAUUGAAAGUUAUUCACUGACUAAGAAUAAUCUUAGCUUAAUUUGUGGUGUGGUUCUGUUCAUUCGUUUGCAGGUUAUCAUGGUAUUUUUUUUACAGAGAGUGAAUAAGAAACCUAAAGUAAAACUGAGUAUCCUCAUAUUAAAGAACAAGUUAAUUUACCUAUGUUUGGUUAUUUAUUUUUUAUUAUUACACUUUAUUAUGCCUUUAGCUAGUGUUGCGUCAAAAUUAAAUGGCUAAAUUAAUUCAUGUGUCUCUUUAAUAUCUAAAUCUAAUAUCUAAUAUCUGUGAAAAAGAUUUUGUGUCUGGAUUCAGUGACUUCAAGUAAUGAUCUGAGACGAGAAAUGUUAAGUUACCCAUUCAACAAAGUCAUUUUGCGGGUAUAGUGUACAGUAAUUAUAGCGAAUGAGAGGUCAAGUAGAGUGAUACUUGUUGCUCAUGAUGACUUAAUGGCAAAAUUGUCAACUCAAACCGACCUUUGGUUCUUGGGCAUCUAUCACCUGCUAUGAAGAAUUACAUUGGUGCCCUCAAAAAGGCAGCAUAUUAUAUCAAUGACAAUUACUGUGCGACUUUGUCAGGUCAUCAUUUUCUUAUUUUGAGAACUAAACUAAAUAUUAUAUGGCAUUUUUUGAAUCACGGCUUUGGCUUUGUGUCACCAUGAAGCCUCAAACUUGUAAUCCAAUUGUUUUUUCGCGCUUUUUUUUUGACUUAAAAUGUUGGACUAAUGUGCAAUGGUGUGCAUGUAGCCCAAAAAGGGAAAACAACAACCAGACAAUAGUGAAAACCUUUCGAGGGCCAAAACUGAUUAAACUAAAAGCUGCUUAGUAAAUGGCCUAUACAACAGACCAGAGGCUUUAAUCUUUUGCUAAUUUUAUACUCAACAAUUUUUUAAUGUUCAGUUAAAGUUGCAAUAAAAGUAAUUUUUGUAAUAUGUUUUGCUGCAAUAAAUGCUUAUCACGCUCAAGUAGUAGCUACUUAUGUGCUUUAAAGAUCUAUGUAAGGGGUGUUGCAUUUACAAAGGUACAAAUGUGUAUUAAUGCCUAAAUAUUAACUGUCUAAGAAAACAAAACUAUAUAAUUGUAUUUUGUUCUAAUUAAUCUACAUUAUGGGCAAUUUACUACAUGUGUGGAAUUCCUAUGACAUUUUAUUAAAUCUACUUGCAUUAGAUAGCGUUCCUGCAAAGAAACAAGUUUAAUCUCUGAAACCUCUGACGAAAUUAGUCUGACUACAAUGUGUGCGAUAGUGGAAAUUUCCGCUGUCUUGUCAGAAAUGUCAGGAUCAAGUGUUCGUAUGGAUUUAGAUUAUUCAGUGUUUCUUCGAACUGUCAUGCUUACAUCGAUUAAUCCAUAAACUGCAUUGCAGUUGUCUGCACUUCUGAAUUUGAUGUAGCGUUAUCACGCUAGUGUGUGCUCUUGUUUUCAGGUUUGGGUAAUGGGAAUGUAGAUUGUUUCAUUCCAUUAAAUGCUAAUUUGUGAAUAAUGAUGUUAAUUUGAGCCAGUCUUCCAGCGCGUAUACUUGCCACCACUUCUGGCUAACGUUCUUUUUUUUUAACGUGUGGUGUACAUUUACUUUAAACCCUAAAACGUUGACCCAGAAUAUUUAUACAUGUACCAUAAUGUUUGCAUCGUACUGAACUUUACAACAACUCGCUUUGGGCAACUUCAAUUUUGUACCUGCAGGAUUGCAGGAAACCGAGGCCGGAUUGUGACUGUGCUGCGUGCAAUUUCACAGUAAUUGUGCUCAGGUAACUCGAGAUAAUAAUCACCAGAGGGACCCGAGCCUGCACUGCAAGCAGCAAUAGCUGCGGCCUGCAGGGAAUCGAGCAAUUUUCUUCUAAUAAUUUGGAUUUCUCAGGCCAUAUAUUAUGUGAGGCGGUUUCCCCAAAUAAACAUUAAAGCCAGCUGACGAACUUUGUGUUGAUUAUGAAAGCAGUAUUGUAAAAAAAAUCUUUAAAAUGAAGGAAAAAUAGGAAUUGAUUUAAUUAAACGUUUCAUUUGGCUUCUCAAAGUACGCAAAAUUACCCUCUUUUAGAAUUAUGUCUGAUCGUUUUCAGUAACCAAAAUUUCCGUGACUUUAAGUCUUUUGGCUUAACUUGGGUUGUUUUCACUUUAGUAAUGCAGGCAAAAUCAUUAAGUAAAUGUCGGUCGUAAACGGAA
Molecule: messenger RNA, 7801 nt
Organism: Patiria miniata (bat star)
Lineage: Eukaryota; Metazoa; Echinodermata; Asteroidea; Valvatida; Asterinidae
Gene: sh3d19
Product: sorbin and SH3 domain-containing protein 1 homolog
Exons: 17
Coding region: 33-3755 (1240 amino acids)
Molecular function (GO): protein binding
Source: RefSeq, a predicted model, not a curated record